GGGGGUGUUUCCAUGAUUGGAUCCUACAAAUUAAGGGGUGUGGGGAGAACAAGAAGGCUCUUUCUGUCAUACUGAGGAGGAGAGUAAUCUCCAUUUCUUUUCCCUUGGUCUGUGAGCAGCACAAUCAGCAAAGAUGACGACAGACCAACAAAUAGAGGCCAGGUCCUUCCUCAGCGAGGAAAUGAUCGCUGAGUUCAAGGCCGCCUUUGACAUGUUUGACACUGAUGGCGGCGGUGACAUCAGCACCAAGGAGUUGGGGACCGUCAUGCGAAUGUUAGGUCAAACCCCGACGAAGGAAGAGCUGGAUGCCAUCAUAGAGGAAGUGGACGAAGAUGGCAGCGGUACCAUCGACUUUGAAGAGUUCUUGGUUAUGAUGGUGCAGCAGCUAAAAGAGGAGGCGAAGGGCAAAAGUGAAGAGGAGCUGGCAGAGUUUUUCCGCAUCUUUGACAAGAAUGCUGAUGGUUAUAUCGAUGCAGAAGAACUGGCAGAAAUUAUCCGCUCCUCAGGAGAACAUGUCACAGAUGAAGAGAUUGAAGAGCUAAUGAAGGAUGGAGACAAAAAUAAUGACGGCAAAAUUGACUUUGAUGAGUUCUUGAAGAUGAUGGAAGGUGUACAGUAAACUGACAUUCCUCAACAACUUUAUCUUGCUGUCUCAAUUUCACUUCAUCGUCAUCAUCCUCAUCAUCAGUUUGUAAAAAAUGUUUUCAUCCUUCUCUUCUCUUCUCCUUGAACUGUUACAAAUAAAACCUGUGACCUGAGAAGCUUUAGUGCCACUUGCAGAGUAUUAUAUGCAGAAGCUUUCCACCAGUCAUCAGUUGCGUUAGUCGUUAUUUGCUCCAGCUGUUUUGUAAGGUACUCGCAUGGCUAACUCAGAAAUGCUGAGAUUAUCCAGUGCUAAUCCAGAUUUCAUGUUCACUGGAAUAUCGCAAUCUGCAAUGUGACUAGAAACAAGCUGAAAUAAAACUGUGGAUUUCUA
Molecule: messenger RNA, 976 nt
Organism: Protopterus annectens (West African lungfish)
Lineage: Eukaryota; Metazoa; Chordata; Ceratodontiformes; Protopteridae
Gene: TNNC2
Product: troponin C2, fast skeletal type
Exons: 6
Coding region: 134-619 (161 amino acids)
Cellular component (GO): myosin II complex
Molecular function (GO): calcium ion binding
Source: RefSeq, a predicted model, not a curated record